GAAGAAGGGCAGUCUGGGAGUAACAAGCGGCGCUAGUAACAUUUCGGUCACUGGGGAUAAACAAGUGUCUAGCUGUGUCUGCACAACAUAAAGGGACGCAUUAUUGCUUUUUGCAAUGGUGGCAGAAACCCGCUAGAAAGCCAUUUGGACUGGUAGCAGAACUCCAGAUCUCAUUUCACGUUUCAUUGAAGACAGAUGGUUUUGAGAGAUGGAUCAAACGGUUUUGGACAACCCUGUAACCCUUGUCAUCAGGGCCCCCAACCAAAAGUACAAUGACCAGACAAUCAACUGUUACCAAAACUGGACCGUGGAGAAACUGAAAGCCCACCUCUCUGAUGUGUACCCCAGUAAACCUAGCUCCAAAGACCAGCGGCUGGUAUAUUCUGGAAAACUACUUUUGGAUCACUUUACCUUAAAAGAUGUGCUCAGGAAGCAGGAUGAGUACCAUAUGCUCCAUCUGGUGUGCGCCUCGCGAACCCCUCCCAGCUCCCCAAAGCCACCCCGCAGUCACAGUAACAAGCCUCAGGAGAGCGCCGCCGCUCCCACGAGUGCACAAAACUCAAAUAGCCCCAGACAGGAUGUGCAGUCGUCUGCAGGAGAGAGCAGCGGUGGACUCGGACAGCACGGUGGACCUUUCCCUUACCAACAGAUGUAUCCUCAGUUUAUGCACAGCUGGAGUCAGCACUCCCAGCCUACGCUUCCCACAAACAUGCCCACUUAUUACAACCCCUUGACAGUGAUGUGGUGGCAGCAGCUGUAUGCCAGGCAGUACUACAUGCAUUAUCACCUGCUCGCUGCCUCCUCUCAGCACCUGAGGCCCGACCUGCCCUCCGGUCAGUUUGACCAGCCCGAGCCAAUGAGUCGGCGACCGCAGGGGGGUCGCCACGGAAACCCAGAAGUCCAGAUGAACGCCCAAGGUGGGGAGAUCAUGAAUGAAGAGGAUCUGAACAGGGACUGGCUGGACUGGGUGUACACAUUCUCACGCGCUGCCAUCUUACUUAGCAUCGUCUACUUCUACUCCUCCUUCAGCCGCUUUGUCAUGGUCAUGGUGGCCAUGCUGGUGCUGUACCUACACCAGGCUGGCUGGUUUCCCUUUAAUCUGGAGAACGAACUCCAACUUCCUGGAGACGGAGCCAAUCAGGAGGACAUGGAGGGAGACCUGCAGAACCAAGACCUGCAAGAAAUGGAAGGGCUGAACGAUGAAGGCUCUGACGAUGACGGGGACAGUGGGGAGGAAGUGGCUGAGGACGCUAACAGCGGCCCUCACGCAGGCUUCUUUUCCUCCACGUGGUCAUUCAUCAUAACAUUCUUCAUGUCGCUCAUCCCCGAGGGGCCGCCCAACGCCGCUAACUGA
This is a messenger RNA of Menidia menidia (Atlantic silverside), 1354 nucleotides long. The record is from the annotation of a GenBank genome assembly. Lineage: Eukaryota; Metazoa; Chordata; Actinopteri; Atheriniformes; Atherinopsidae.